AUGCCGGACCAAUCACCAACCACGAUCGUCGGCUGCCUGCUCGACGUCUCCGGCUCUAUGCGCUCUGCGCUCGAGAUCGGCCGCGACAACCACCAACCCGCCACGGACCGCUUCCAUGCUAUCCUCUCAGCAGCGCCUAAUCUUGCGCAGGCCGAGCAGAGCCAUGAAUCUAGCGCACUUAUGUUCGUAGGCGCGUUCGGGCUACUCGAGGAAGAGGCUGCGGUUGUGGAUCUUUGCGCCGUUGUCGAGGCGCUUGUCGGUGAGGAGAAGGAUGAGGGGAAGUCUGGGCAUGACCUGUUGAUUCGGAUCGCGAAUGAGAAGGGGCUGAAGCAUAUCUCAAGGUAUAUUCGUACGAAGUUGAUGGAUGAUGAGGCGAGGAUGGUGUAUGUACAUUUGGGGCUACAUCCGGAGAAGAUCCAGGAGUUUGUCGAGGCUAUUCCUCCUCUGGAUGAGGUCGAAGAAUUGCAAUGGGCUCUGGAAAAGGGAGAAAACGCAAUGGAAUUGUCUCACAAAUUCCUCACAGGCUUUCCGUCUAGGACAGAAAGUGCAGCAUCUGCUAGGUACAUAGAGGACAAGGUGGUCGACAGAUCGGAAGCCAUACAACUCGCUCGCCGCAUCUGCAAAGAAUGGCUGCAAGACUUUGGAAAACUGAAGCUGCGUAAGAUGGAAAAAGUGAUUAAGUUGCUCCAAAAGCUCCAGCAGAAGGACCAGAGUAAACAAACGGCUGGCAACAAUAGCGACAGCCAGAAUAUGGAGCCGAACACCUUGCUCGACAAGCUCCGCAAGCACGUAUACGGAAGAACACCGAUGCAGGAGUCUCUUAGGCAGUCGUUGGAAAACCGUAUACUGGUCCUCUUAUCCGACGGUGUAUCGACCGACGGCGACCCUCUACCCAUUGCCGAGGAAUUGAAGAAAGAGAACGUGGUCAUCGCAACAGUGUACCUAACCAGUAAUCCCGCAACCAAUUUCCAGCGCCAUCUUCACUACAACGCCGUGAGCGACUGGAACGACGGGCAACGGGUGCUCUUUAACAUGGCGCAUCAGGUCUCCUGCCUGAAGCACCCGAUCCCCGUGCUCGCAACUCUAGGCUGGAAGAUUCCCUCGGCAGGUGAGGCCGCUCUCUAUGCCACGGUCAACAGCGCGGCCGCGCUCGACGAGUUCUGCUCUAUGCUACUGACCGCUCGCUUUGGCUCGGCCGAAACCGUGCUCGAUAUCCUCGGCCGCAUCGACAUGGACAAGUACGUCGAUGACGAGAAUGUCCGCAACUGCAGUAACCCGUCCGACCAGGGCAACGCUGGAGUCUGCUACGCACAUGCCGCAGCUUUCGUUCUACACUCUGCCCUGCUCCGCAUCGUUGGCCGAACAAACAGCUACCCGACCAUCGAGCAGAUCCGCAACCGCAUUCUUAAUGAAUUUCGAGCACGCGAUCGGGGUUGGAACACCGAAGAGGUGCUUAGGACAGCCAUAAAAUGGUACCCACCGCUGCGCUUCGACAAGGUGGAUGAGGACGCCGCGCGCCAGGCCGUCCUGCGCCGCCGCUUCAUCCUUUCAACAUUUCAUCUCCCCCAGCCCGGCUGGGACGCUUUCGGCCGCCAUUUUGGUGGCUCUGCAGCUUCAUGUCGUGACGUCCUCUCGCGCGAGAUAAUGAAGCCCUAUCGCGACUUGAAAGCGGCCGGCGGCCAUGCUGUCGCACUGGUCGGCUGUGCGCCGCAGUCAUUGACGUUUGUGAAUUCGUGGGGAAAGAAUUGGGGUGAUGGUGGGCGCUUCAGCGUCGAGGACUCGCACUCUCUCACUUCAUUAUACAGGCGGGACAAUGGGAUGACCACACGUAUUGACGCUUGCUUCUACGAUGUAUACUGGUGGGAGAGUGGGCUGGAUAGCGCAGAGCGGGCAGCGUAUCAGCGGCAUGUGCAAGAACGGUUGCGUAAGCGCGCGCAAAUGUAUCCGGAGAUACUGGAGGCCAAGUUGCAGUGUCCAAGUUGUCGGACGCUGUCGCCGGUCAUCGAGUUUGGAGGCGAUAUUUGCAGGGUAGUUUGUCCGGCAGAGGGGUGCAGAAUGCAGUUUAAGCCUGAAGGGGAGCAGAUUUUGCAGGCGCUUUAUGUGCGGGCUGGGGUGAGUAGUGCCAUGGACUGA
Molecule: messenger RNA, 2133 nt
Organism: Exserohilum turcica Et28A
Lineage: Eukaryota; Fungi; Ascomycota; Dothideomycetes; Pleosporales; Pleosporaceae
Exons: 3
Coding region: 1-2133 (710 amino acids)
Source: RefSeq, a predicted model, not a curated record